Messenger RNA from Daphnia pulex (common water flea), 1348 nucleotides. RefSeq lists its product as uncharacterized. The record is from RefSeq and is a predicted model, not a curated record. Lineage: Eukaryota; Metazoa; Arthropoda; Branchiopoda; Diplostraca; Daphniidae. The transcript is spliced from 5 exons. The coding region runs from base 81 to 1118 and encodes 345 amino acids.
GUUGGUCCGCGAACAUAGUAGCGUGCACACAGCACAGCUAGUUCAGUAUAGUCUUAUUCAAAUUCUAAGAAAAUUAUAACAUGAUUUCAAGGUGCUUUCGAUUACACCACACCCUGACACAAUACCUGAUCAUAUUCGGGAGUCUGGUAUUGUUCUUUAUUUUCUAUUAUUUUGAUGGGCAUCGCCAGUUAAUGGAGUCAGCAAUCUAUGUCAGAGAUGACUGGAUCAAACACGAGUCUAGUGCUGAGCAAACUUAUCAACAAGAUUCAUCGACAUCAUCGUUUAAAUCAACUUGCAGUGCGUCCGCUGAUCGCAGAGGUCCACGCCAAAAUGUCAUCGGCUAUUCCAUGUACGGCAGCAAUUUCUCAGAUCAAAAAUUUUACAACUCGUACCUGAAAUGGUUUGGCGAAACUCUCCGGGAAAUCCCAAUCAAAUAUCCAGGGUGGGUGGUGAGGAUUUAUCACGAGCUGAAGAGCGACGACGUGGAAAGUUGGCGAGUGCUCAACAACGUCCUCGAUUCGGGAACAAUUAAGAGCAGUCGUGACCACAUUGAUCUCUGCAACGCGACUCAAGUCAUCAGGAAUCGACAACUGGGAAACAUUUUUGAGAUGACUUGGCGUUGGUUACCUUUAUUGGAUGACAUGGUGGACACGUUUAUGUCGAGGGACUCGGACAGUGCCAUAAUAUCUCGUGAAGAAGAUUCCGUUCGUGAAUGGCUGGCUAGCAACAAAACCUUCCAUAUUAUGAGAGACCAUCCGUAUCAUGACGUGUUUUUUCUCGGAGGUCUAUGGGGAGUGAAAAUCAAUCAAGAACGCUCUGCCAUCGCCGUCACUGCCGAGAAGAUGUUCCACAAAAAUCACUUACACAAAAAAGGAUACGACCAAGAAUUGUUGAUUAAUUACUUUCAAUCGAUGGCUGUCAAAAGCAUGAUUGCCCAUGACAGCUAUUGCUGUGGAAAAUUCCCGGGCAGCCAGCCGUUCCCGACCCCGAGACAAAACGGCUGGUUUGUCGGAUGGCAACGCAAACCAUCGGCAGAGCUUAAAAUUCCAUGUCCGGAAAAUUGUCGACCGCACAACUUGACCGGAGCAGCGGCAUUGGCCGACUGGAGUUUGUGUUGAAAAGUCACUUUGAAAAUUAUAAUUGUAUUAUUUUGGCAAUGAUAAAUCCACAUAUGCUUAAAUCUUUAGGAGUGUUGGAUGUUUCGUGGUGUGGAUUUGUGUUGUUAAUAUCUUUUACCUUUAUUUACUAUUUGGGUAUAUUUCUAUUUUAUGUGAGUCGGGCAGAAAAUGAAUGAGAGAAAAUAUAACGCUUGAUUGUUGUUUGGUGUUGUUGCUGAAGAAGAGAUGAU